Messenger RNA from Pyricularia oryzae 70-15, 222 nucleotides. RefSeq lists its product as uncharacterized. The coding region runs from base 1 to 222 and encodes 73 amino acids. Lineage: Eukaryota; Fungi; Ascomycota; Sordariomycetes; Magnaporthales; Pyriculariaceae. The record is from RefSeq and is a predicted model, not a curated record. The transcript has 2 exons.
AUGCAGUUCAAGAACAUCUUCGUCCUCGCUCUUGCCGGCCUCGCUGUCGCUGCGCCGCAGAACAAACCCAAAAACAACAGCAAGCAAGCCAUCGAGGUUGCCAAGCAGCAGAAAGCCGGCCUGGCCUGCGAGAAACCCGCAGCGGAUGGUUCCAUCUUUUGCGGCGAUGGAAGUGGUGCAGGAUGCGAUGUCACCCUCAAGGGCAAUGUUAACUGCGGCUAG